This is a messenger RNA of Anastrepha ludens (Mexican fruit fly), 8519 nucleotides long. RefSeq lists its product as uncharacterized. The record is from RefSeq and is a predicted model, not a curated record. Lineage: Eukaryota; Metazoa; Arthropoda; Insecta; Diptera; Tephritidae. Gene Ontology annotation, biological process: regulation of transcription by RNA polymerase II. The transcript has 5 exons. The coding region runs from base 882 to 5957 and encodes 1691 amino acids. Gene Ontology annotation, molecular function: DNA-binding transcription factor activity, RNA polymerase II-specific; RNA polymerase II cis-regulatory region sequence-specific DNA binding.
CUGCGUCUGGCAAUACCAUGAACGCGUUUUAGAGCGCAGAUAAAAGUUAAUAUUUUUCGUGUUGCAAAAUAUAAAAAAAUGUAAUUUUCCUAUUCGAACGCGCAAUUAAAGUUAAAAAGUACUUUUGUCAAUUGCUUAUGUGCAACAAGUGCAAACAAAUUAAACAGAUGCUGUGAUAAAACUAUUUUACAGUGCUUAUAUGAAGGGCAAAAAAGUUCAGCGCAAAACCAUAGCAGCAAAUUAAGCGUAGUGACGUCUGGUGCUUUCGGACACAAGAAAAUGUUUAAUUAUCGUGUUUCUCUACCGCAGCAUUUAUUAUCACCAUUAUCGCCAUUUCAUAAACAACAACGUAUUGCAUAGUCCACAGCCAGUGAGGCAGGAUACCAUUGUGUGUAUUGGAACUUCAAAAAACAAGCCGAAGGCGAAGGGGUAAUCUAAAAAGCGUUACGCAGUGGUCGUCAAACCGCAGCAGCCGCAGUACACCUUCCGCAAGGGUGUACCUGUGUGUGUAUGCGUUUUUGUGUGCUUGUGCGGUGUAGAUUAGCGGGUGGAAGUGGAGGUCGGUUGUUUGUCUUAUCAGCGCUCCAAAGUGAGCCCUGACGGCAGUGGGCUGCUUAUUAUGCCCGCAAUAGCGCAGUCAACGUACGAGUCUGUCGUUGGUGAAUAGUGCCGGCCGUCGAAGGUCAGACGAUAUGAUAUUUAUUUGUUUUUGUAGUUUAGACUAAGUUAAGUAGAAUCGUUAUAUUGCGCACAUUCGUAUCAACGAAAGUUAACACGGCGCCGUACGCAGCGACAUUUUUUGUCGCGCGGCCUUACGCCAAAAGCUGGAUAUCGCAACAGCAGCCGCGACAUAUUUGUGAACAACACAACGAGCCCUUUACAUGGACAUGACCGACAAGAAUGCUGGUGACAAUGGAACGCAAUGGUCAGAAACAUUGGAGUCACAAAAAGCUGCUCUUGCCGCACAACAAGAAAAGCAACUUAACUCCUGCAUACAGCAACUGCACCAGCAUCAGCAACGACUAUACGACCCAGCAGCGUUAAUGCCAGCCCAUAGCAGCAUUUUUGGAGCAGGUGUUGGUGCCACACUCGGGCAUCCAGCACAUCCAGACGGUAUAGCAACUUACGCAAGUGCGCGCUUUCAUCCACCACCAAUACCAACUCAACAGUCAACAAUAGAUGCAACAAACGUAUCACAUACUAUCGCGCACCAGCAUUCCCAACAUCAACCGCCGCACCUACAGCAUCAACCAUCACCAACGCAUGCACCACCUACAGUGCUAACAGCGCCAGCAGCCGCUUCGCCUAAUGUACCUGUACAAAGUGGCUUUGUGCCGCCACCAUUACUGCCAGGUUCAGCUGGUGCUGUGACCGCUGCCGCUACGUCAGUUUUAACGCCAAAUCCAUUCGCAGUCACACAACAGUUGGAUCAUCUUACCUCACAUUGGAAUUUACAACAGCAAUUAGAGUUGAAUAAAAUCAUUAAUGCGAUGAACACACAGGUUAGCGCAGUUUGUACAGCAGGCGUAGGAGGCAAUAAUGCAGGCAACUUAGCAAGUCAGCAGCAAGCAACACGGCACAUUACAACCGAUGUGCCAAUGACUAAUGUUGGUGCUAGCAGCAGCAGCAGUGGCGAUGGAACUGGCGCUAUGUCUGGUGCUAUUAGUAGCACAAUUGCUGAGAAUGUUUUAAACGCGAUAAGCGCGACCCCAAAUAGCAGUGUUAGUUCCAGUGUACCCGCCGUGCAUGGACGUUUGACGGGUAUUGGUGUAAGGAUACCAGAUGAUGAACGAUUACAACAUAUACAGGAGGUAGUUGAGACGGGUCUUAGCGAGUUAGCGAAGCAGCAAAUACAGCAAAUCGCCGAUCGCAUCGCAACACUGAAGCCGGUGGAAAAGUUGUUGCUUUAUUUGCGUUUGCCCGGAGAGACACCCGAAACAGAUCCGCUGCGCCAUCCGCAAAACCCAUUGGGCACACGUUCUGAAAUAAAUCACACCAUCAAUUGGGUACGCUCACAUCUGGAACAUGAUCCCAAAGUGUCUAUACCAAAACAGGACGUGUAUAAUGAUUAUAUCGCAUAUUGCGAUCGGCUCGACAUCAAACCGCUUUCCACAGCAGAUUUCGGCAAAGUAAUGAAACAGGUGUUCCCCGGCAUACGACCACGUCGAUUGGGCACGCGCGGCCAUUCACGUUAUUGCUACGCAGCUAUGCGUAAAACUACAAAAUUGGAUGCACCGCAACUGCCACUACUUGACACUGUUGCCGCCAAUGAGUCGUCAAUUAUUAGUAGUACAAGUAGCGCUGACCUGCAGAAUGACUCGGGUGAGGGCAUUGCUGGUAAAGAAACCUGGGAAAUAAUACGUAGCUGGGCAGAAAAUGUGUUGCAUGUGAAGGUUGAUAGCGCGCAGGAGCUUGCGUCAUGCAUCAAAAACACUGUUAGCGGAGGCAAUGAAUUAACAGCAACGAAUGCGCGGACGGCCGGUGGUGCUGUGCAUAAAAAAUACACACCGCGUGAACCGAAAGAGAAACGUUUGAUGGCGGACAUGGGUCCGCUGAAGAAACGGCGCAAGAGAAAACGCAAAGGCUCCUCAUCGUCAGAGUCCACUUGUAGUCAACCACAAGCACAGACGCAGCAACAUUCUACCACGUCGGCGGUCGAUGAGCAAGCAGUCGAUGUAAAACCAGCUAUAAAAGCUGAGCUGGUACAAAUCAAACAAGAAAUACUAGAGUCGCCCACAAUGCAGCGGAUACAACAUUUACCAGCUGCUGCGCCGCAGCUACCACAAAUGGCCACAGUCACAGACAACUUUUUGCAACAACAGCAACAGCAGCAAAUGUUGCCUAUGAAUUUGGUAACUGAGCAGCGAACUGUGUUGGCACGCGCACCACCUUCCGCCAGUGCCUUUGGAGUCGUCCAGGCACAACCUCAAACGUCACAACAACGGCAACCAGUACGCACUGCCUUAGUUGGCUUACCCUCUAGUACAACAGCCGUCAAGAAUCUAACUCCGAAAAUCAUUGAACUGGGUGCAUCCUCAUCAGCUGCAGGGCCAGCUAACGCUGUACAUGAGCCAACCACAGUUAUCAAAGAAGAAGAAUUUUUAGAUGAGUAUAAUCCGAAUAUAUUUUGCAAGAAAGUACGCAAAGCACAACAAACAAAGGGAUUUUGGGCCAAUUCGCCCACCUCGGUUUCGAGCAAUGUGGUCGUGCCUACUAUUACUACAACAGCACCGGCUAGUGAAGUAGUGGCUUUGUCUACAUCAUUGGCGGCUGUUGCAACUUCAGUUAUUGCAACGUCUGCCAUGUCUUCCAGCCAUUCUUCGGCAUGUAAUCAAGAUGCAGGGCUUACGCCAACCGAUUUGAUGGGUCCGCCCGCACAAAUUGGCAGCAACCCAUCCGUCAGUCCCUCAAACUCAAUAUUAGGCGCGGACAGUAGUGGGACCACACCUCAACCCCCAACUGCUGCAUCGCCUAAGGUCUUGUCACGGAAUAUGCUACAGAUGCGCGCUAAGCGUCAGCAAAUAAUCGCUGCUCUAACAGCCGAAGCGGCUGCAAAUGCGAGUAACAACCUACCCGACGGCGAUGCGAGUGAUCUACCAGCAAAUUUGGGAUUGCCGCGUGAACGUGUCAUAAGCAUAUGUAACAUGGACAAACACGAAUUGGACGAUUACUUCGUAGCUGAUGAAGUGGAGGAAGAACCGGAGGAUCAAGAAACCGAACUGCUUCAAUAUUUUCAGACGAGAGACGCUGAGGAAAAAUUGAAUUCCUUAGAUGCUAUAAAAUCCAGUAGGCAUCCAACAGCCUUGACGCAGGCAGCGAUUACAACAAUGCCAGCAACAACAAUGUCGACAGUAGUGGUGUCAACGGCGCUUGCAAAAACGCCGACGUUGGUGACGAAAUCAACGCCUCAAAUAGCCAAAGACGUUGGCAGGCAGCAAAGUGCACAAAUAGUUGCCACAGAUGGCUACAGUUAUGCAUCACAAUUGUCAAAUGGUGGUUUCACUGCCUCUGCCAGGAACAAAAAACACAUGGCAUUAGGCACGACAGCGACAAAAGCGGCAAACCCCACGACAACAAUGGCUGUUGGAUCAGCCUCAGCGUCUCUCACCUUUAUGUCACAGAAGCAUCAACAACAACAACACCAUCAACAGCAAAUGCAUUCACAGACCAGAAAAGGAGCUACGCAGCAAACUCUUGCAACAAGCCACAUUAACAACAACAAACGCAAAAUUAGUUUAAGUGGGCCAACACUAAAUGCCGCCGAAGUAAUGGCGACGCGUAAGAAUUGCAUUUUCUUUCCCAUAUCACCUAACAGCAAUACGGGAAGUGGUGGCAGUAAUGGCACAAAAAAUAUUGGCAACAACACAAACAACAAAUUUAAAGGUAGCAAUGCAUCGUUAAAUACCGCAAACAUGUCCAACUCCAAUAACGGUAAUGGUGGUGGUGGCUCAUUCUUUGUCAGUCCUGGGCAAAGUGCGCAUCGGGUACGUCCCAAGCCAACGUUCGCGCUGGGUAAGCAGCUGUCCUUGGAUCAUGAUUCCAGCGAUCCGAUGAUCGGUGCCAGCCGCCGACGCCGAAGCUAUGCCAAUCUUGUCAUAUCCGGCGGCAGUAAUUCGCUCAUACCGCUAUCCUCGGCCUCUGCACCGCCGAGUCCGUCUGUUUUACAACAACAACAGCAGUUCUAUGGCGCUGGUUUCUUUAACGAUACUAUGACUCAGCAGCAAUGCAGCAACAAUUCUGCAGGUGGUGCGGCCUAUAAUCAGCUUAAUAGUAACACUACUGUAAACGCGGCCGAUAUAUUGGCGGCUGACCAAAACUCGCUGGAUUUGGAUAUGUUUAGCGCUUCUGCGGGUAGAGCUAUGGAAUAUGAUGACUUGGCACUGGAUGAACUUACAACGCCACUUAAUGAAAUGCAACGUUCGCAAUCGGUACCGCUUUCACAGCUGCAGCGCAUACAUUCACCAGCGUUUAAUCGUAGCUUUAUAAAUGCGCCUUAUUCUGCAUGCACGUCCGUUGCGCAAACGCCAGUGCCACACGAAUUUGCCGACUCAUCAACGCUUUUCUCCGAGAACAGCUGUAGCGAGACCAGUGGCGGCGCUAGCGGGGGCAUGAAUGGCAGGCAUAGUGCGCAAGUGGUAGCUGCCAAAUUACUGGACGACGAGGCCGCCCUAUUAGCGACUGAUACAGCCGCAAUGCUUGAUAACUUAGACGUAGCUGAAAUGUUUCCCGCAGAUUUUUUGCGCAUGAAAUUUCCAAAUAAUGUACAGAGUAACGCAGCAACAACCACUUGUUCCUCAGCGGGCUCCUCGUCAGGGUACAGCAGCAGCGCUUGCACGACCUUUGGCAGUGCUGCGCUAAUAUCAGGUACCGGCGUCAAUAGCUUACUCGGCAGCACCGGCAACACAAUGUCCCGUUCGGUACCAUCCACGCCUCUGCCGCAUCAACAACAGAGCCCAUUUGCAUCGUACUUUUAUGGCGGACGCCGACGUCUCGAAGAGGAGGUGCAUCUCUCUCCAUCGCUCACAACACCUGGCAAAACUGUGGGCGGCACGUUCACUACUACUGUUUUCAAAUAUGGCAACAAUGGCGGUGGUUCAGUAGAAGGUAGCGGGGGCAGCGUCAACAACAACUACGACAUGUCACGCUCCAUGCCAACGACGCCCACAGCAACACCACGUUUUCGCUAUAGUCCAACAGAGUUUACACGCGAAUUUCUUAGUAAUGGCAAUACCAAUACCAUCGACAGCCUCAUAAGCGGCAGCGCAAACGCCGGCAGUCUUACCGAUGCUGGGGCGCCCAGCGAGGGCCUAAGUGCCGCCCUCACAGGGCUCACCGGCAACAACGAUGCUCUUAUUGAUGACAGUUGUGGUCUAUCCACGGAUGCAUUCGUCAACCACACUGUUGCCGACGCUGAAUCAAUGAUGGCUGAAUCUAUCGAGCUGCUGGGAAAUUUGUAGAAUUUGCAUGAAGGGGAAGUGGAGUUGAUUAAUAGCAACGGCAACAACAGCAGGAACAGAAACAGUAACAAUACACAACCCGUAAAGUCAGAAACGUCUGAUGCGCCACGAUCAGUGGUUAUGCAACGGUUGGCCGCUGAUGAAGAGGAUGUGCAAGAAGUGGUGCCUGCGAGUAUUGUUGUUGGACUGUUGUUGGAGCAGGUCGGUAAGCUUUAAACAGUUUAUUGCCUUCGUAGUUCUUAUAUCUUACCACACACACAUAUAUUUGCCAAAAGCCUUGUAAAGGAAGAAUAGAGGGUAAUUAUUGGAUUGAAGGGGAAAGAGGUUGCAAGUGUAUAGCUGACCUUAUGCAAAAUCCUGAGUUUGUACAAUAGGAGGUGGAGGAGCUAAUUGACUAUUGGAUAAUAUUUUAUGCUUUAAAUUCAUAACAACAUUAAUUAUUUUGGCAGUAGCCAGAGAAAAGACGACUGUCGGUCAAAAUAGCCGAAGGGAUUCAAACGUUAAAGAAGCAAAGGAAAUUAUAAGCUGAGUUAGAAGUGUAGCUUACUGAAACAAUGAAAUAAGAGUUUUUGAAAAGCUUAAAUGUCUUGCGAAAUGCGUAAUAAGACGCUUUGAUCGCUCAUCAACAAUAGAAGGACGGCCACGCUUUCCUUGUUUUAAGUAAUCUGUGGGAUGUUUAAGAAUCUUUACCAAAGUAGUUUCACUUAUUUCAGCAAUUUCCCUAUUUUUUACCUUCCUCACGCAAGUGGACAACUAUUUUUACCAUGGAUUCUGAAAAGAACCUUCCGAAGUGCGUUUUUGCUUAUAUAACACGUGAAAUAAUAUCAAAGUCUUCAACGUUUAACUGAACGUGACGAAAUUUUUAAUACUUGGCUUUAAGGCUUGAUCCACUAUUUAUUUCGCACGGAAAAAACGCGUGUCCUAAAACGGUCCCGAGAAAAAAGUAAACAAAACUAAAAAUUAUCAUUCCCUGCAAAAUUGCAUUACCAGAGCUUAAAUCAGAUUUGUUCGGCGUAACGUAUGUGUUGGCCUAACAUAUUUCAGUUGUAUGGUUUUUAAACUAUUUGUGUCAUUAUUAAUUUCGCUGAAGUAGAAAAGCGAAAUUAUAAUAAUAGUUGCUUUACUUUUGAUUACCAGCAGGUCAUGCGUAGCGUACCGACGCAUUCGAGUAGUGAAGCCAGUCUGAGAGCCAGAGUUAUAUAAAAAGCGUUCAUAACAUGUAAGAGCUUUCAUUAUGAGUAGUGCUUUCACUUCUUUGGAAGUAGUUUGAAUUUAAAAAAGCUCAUGUUCAAGAAGUUUCUGAAGCUUUUAUAAUAGCUUUCACAAAGUGUAUGAAGUUAGUAAAGAUUUUAAAGUAGUAUAAAGUCAGUUGCAACCUUGGAGGCAGUAAUCUAAAGCUUAAAUAUAUUGAACUGGAAAACCAAAAAAAAGUGGGGAUUUUCCUCUUGCUGGGAUGCUGUAUAAAGGUCUCUUUUACACUUACAAGGCAUUUUGACAGUACAGUUUUACUUUGGCAAAUGUGUUUAGGACUCGAGAGCCAACAAAGCUUUCUCUUCAACCGUCACCGCGCCCAAAAGUGAAAAUUGCCCCUUUUUUUAUAACUUUAAUUUUCUAAUUUCUGCUAUUUACAUUAGGAAUACCAAAUACAUUUUUCUUUUUUUUCUUUAAUUAACCAUUUAAUUUUACAACACUCCAAGCAUCAAUGUAAACUGAUUAUUAGGUAUUAUUUUUAUUUGUUAUCUCCAUUCAAAACUCGCUGUUUUUUGAGAAAUAAAUUGAUUGUAAAAUGUUGGAGCAUGUAUUUUUAUACAUGUAUGUAUAUUUAUUUAUAUAUGUAUGUGUAAUGUAUUGAUUAUAUUUAAUAUGUAAUUACACACUAAAAAGCUGUACAUACAUACGUCUACAUUUAUACAUGUAUGUAUGUAUGUCUGCGUUGUAGUAUAUGUACCUAUGAAAAGUACAUUUCAUAUAGGGAAUUUUUAUACAGCGCGAAAUUAUAAUAAUCCAAAAUAAAUUUGUAAAACGUUUUUCAACCUAUAAUUUCAAUUUGUAGACCCAUUUUCAGUUGAAGAAUGUAUAGCAUUCGCGUUAAAGCAAAGCAAAAAAAUAAUAAUAUUGUUGGUGAACGAUUACAGAGUUGCAUUUUUAUCGAAAUUAAAAAGAAAACCUGUUUUAAUUUGCUUAAAGCGGAGAAAUAUUAACAAAAACAAAUUAUCGAACUUAUUGAGGGUUUCAUUUGAGCGAUUGCCUUAUACCGUACUCGUAUCGCCGGAAAAUUAAGAAAAUAAAAUAAAAUCGGUACUAUCUUUUUAUUAAGAAAACAUUUUAAAACACUUUGCGAAUUCUAUACCUACAUACGUACAUAUAUUGCUAGCAGUUAAAUUUCUUAACAUUAAUUGAAAGUUCGAUAGUUCGGAGUAAUUUUGAAAGCUCCAAGCUUCCGUAGUCACCGAAGGAAUCGAAAAGAAAUACAAACAUAAAUUAAAUAAAAAUAAAUUAACAAAAACUAAAGAAAAUAAAUUGUUUGUAUAUUUGUAAUAUAUUGGUAAUGAAAUUUUAGAC